AGAUGAGGAAAACCCGGUAGAAGAAACGAAACCGGAAGAGAAAGUACUGGUAGAAGAAACCGAACCUGAUACAGCAGAUAGUUUGACAUGUGGUACGUGUAAAACAACUUAUACAUCAAUACAAUCGUUUAUGCAGCACAAAAUGACGCACAAGCCAAAGCAAAAAGAAGUCGUGGUAAUAAAAAUAACAAUUGAGGGUCUGCCAGAUGAUCUAGUUAAAAAAUGUAUUGAAUUGCGCAUACCAAAGGGGAUUUCCUUAAAAGAUGCAAAGAUACUUGAUGAAGCUUGGGGUAGUCUGAUUAUUUGGACACAAAUGUCAACUGCAGCCUUCAAAUCAAAGGACGUGUUCUUCACAGCUAUAGAAAAGAUAUUAAAAGAAAUAUUCAGCAAAUCACCUGUGGAUAUAAAUAGAGCUGCAGAUGUAACACUAGAUAUAGCGAUUGAGGACGAUGACUACGAAAAUGACGAGGAUGACAUUUUUCGGUGUGGUGUAUGCUCUAAAGAAUUCUGUGUGCUUGAAGCAUUUCAAAGACACAAACUACGCAUUUGUAGACAACGAACUACUGUUUCGGGUAAAAAAAAUACGGCAUAAAUACAUGAAAUGCGUGGAAUGCGCCAUGAGUUUCACCUUCCUUUACAUAGACUGUAUUC
Mytilus californianus (California mussel) is the source of this 651-nucleotide messenger RNA. RefSeq lists its product as uncharacterized. The transcript is spliced from 6 exons. The coding region runs from base 131 to 592 and encodes 153 amino acids. The record is from RefSeq and is a predicted model, not a curated record. Lineage: Eukaryota; Metazoa; Mollusca; Bivalvia; Mytilida; Mytilidae.